Molecule: messenger RNA, 1032 nt
Organism: Xyrichtys novacula (pearly razorfish)
Lineage: Eukaryota; Metazoa; Chordata; Actinopteri; Labriformes; Labridae
Source: the annotation of a GenBank genome assembly
AUGACUCUCUCCAGCGAGUUUGAAGCUUCCCAACACGCAGCUUUGUCUCUCGAGGAGGAUGAGAUUGACAUAGUGGGCGAGGACGAGUCUUCACAGGAACGUUUUUAUCACAAUGGGUCUUCAGCAGAGUCCGGUGCAGAGUUUGACUCCUCAGAGCCAGACUCCUCGGGGGAAAGCGAGAGCAGCUUCUGCACAGACGCACCAACCUCCAGGAAAGUCCAGAGCAGCACGGUGAAACCUCCAUACUCCUACAUCGCCCUUAUCACCAUGGCCAUCCUCCAGAGCCCACAGAAGAAGCUGACGCUGAGUGGCAUCUGUGAUUUCAUCAGCAACAAGUUUCCUUACUACAAAGACAAGUUCCCCGCUUGGCAGAACUCCAUCAGACACAACCUGUCCCUCAACGACUGCUUCAUCAAGAUCCCGAGGGAGCCCGGGAACCCAGGGAAAGGUAACUACUGGUCUCUGGACCCUGCCUCUGAGGACAUGUUUGACAACGGCAGCUUCCUGCGGCGGAGGAAGCGCUUCAAGAGAAAUCAGCCUGAGCUGGGCAAAGACGGACUAAUGUUGUACCCAGGCUUGAACUGCUACAGGCCAUAUGGACAACCGUAUUGCGUACAGGGCCAGGUGAGCCCCCCGCAUACUGCUCCUGUCCGGUACAUGCCUCUACAGGAGGGGAUCAUGAUGCCUCCCUCUUCAUAUCACCUUCUGCCACAGACUUUGAACAGAAACAGUGGGCCUAAAGACUUCAGAGUGCAGCUUUGCGCAACAGAACCAAAGCCUGGCGCGCAGAGGAAGUGCUCCUUCAGCAUUGACAGCAUCAUGAGCAAACCCUCUCAUGGCAGCCAACCGAACCAGAAUCCACGCCAAAGCCCACCCGGUUCUCUUGGGUACUCUCAGCUCAUAUCAGGUCCCGCUGCUUGUUUGGUGCCCUCUCUCCUGCAGGCGCCCAGGACUCCUUUCUGCCCCCCUGCCAUGCUGAGCUCCACUCCUUUAAUUACGGAGCACCUCAGACUGUCUUUCCCUCACUGCUGA